Messenger RNA from Plectropomus leopardus (leopard coralgrouper), 2559 nucleotides. RefSeq names its product transmembrane 9 superfamily protein member 4 (gene tm9sf4). The record is from RefSeq and is a predicted model, not a curated record. Gene Ontology annotation, biological process: protein localization to membrane. Gene Ontology annotation, cellular component: membrane. NCBI's taxonomy places the organism in Eukaryota, Metazoa, Chordata, Actinopteri, Perciformes, Serranidae.
GUAUUCAAAAUGGCGGCCGCGGCUAUGGAGACGUGGUGGGCCUUGCUGCUUUUGUCCUCUUUGCCUGUUGUCCGGCCUUUUUAUGUUCCCGGAGUCGCUCCCCGUGACUUCCAUGAGGGUGACACAGUAGAUCUUAAGGCAGUGAAGUUGACCAGUUCCCGCACGCAGCUUCCUUAUGAAUACUACUCCCUGCCUUUCUGCAAGCCGGACGCUGUUGUCUACAAGGGAGAGAACCUGGGUGAGGUAUUACGCGGGGAUCGUAUUGUGAAUACCCUCUACAAUGUGGAGAUGAACAAGGAUAAGAAAUGUGAGAUGGUAUGCAACAAGAAAAAGCUCAGCAUAGAAGAAAGCAAGCUGGUUGCUGAGCGAAUCCAGGAGGAGUAUUACGUUCACCUUAUUGCAGAUAACCUGCCAGUUGCCACCAGGUUAGAGUACCCCAACAGAGAGGCAGGAGGGGAGGAGGAGCAGAAGAAGGACAUAGUGAAAGAUAUCCAGUUUGAACAUGGCUACAGACUGGGCUUUGUUGACAACAACAAGUUUUAUCUGCACAACCACCUGUCCUUCAUCCUGUACUUCCACAGAGAGAAGCUUGAGCAAGGGGAUGAACACAACUACAGGGUGGUGCGAUUUGAGGUCGUUCCCCAAAGUGUAAAAGUAGAUGAUCUGAAGGCAGUGGAAAAAGAGAAGACGUGCACCUUGCCCGAGGCCAGUGGCUCUGCUCCUCAGGAGAUUGACCCUGCCAAAGAGAACGAGGUCCUCUUCACCUACUCUGUCCACUGGGAGGAGAGCGAGGUGAAGUGGGCGUCUCGAUGGGACACAUACCUGACCAUGAGCGAUGUCCAAAUUCACUGGUUCUCCAUCGUCAACUCUGUGGUGGUUGUCUUCUUCCUUUCUGGUAUUCUGAGUAUGAUCAUUAUCAGGACCUUGAGGAAGGACAUCGCUAACUACAACCGAGAGGAUGACAUAGAAGACACCAUGGAGGAGUCAGGAUGGAAGAAUGUACACGGAGAUGUCUUCAGGCCGCCUCAGUAUCCCAUGAUCCUCAGCUCUCUGCUGGGCUCAGGGAUCCAGCUCUUUUGCAUGAUCCUCAUUGUCAUCUUUGUUGCCAUGUUGGGCAUGCUGUCUCCCUCCAGCAGAGGAGCGCUAAUGACCACUGCGUGCUUCCUCUUCAUGUUCAUGGGUGUAUUUGGUGGCUACUUUGCUGGCAGACUGUACCGUACACUGAAGGGCCAUCGGUGGAGGAAAGGAGCAUUUUGUACAGCAACUUUGUAUCCUGCUGUGGUUUUUGGAAUCUGCUUCAUCCUCAACUGUUUCAUCUGGGGAGAGCACUCCUCUGGGGCAGUUCCCUUCACCACGAUGCUGGCUCUGCUAUGUAUGUGGUUCGGUAUCUCCAUGCCCCUGGUCUACCUGGGCUACUACUUCGGCUUCCGCAAACAGCCGUAUGAUAACCCAGUACGCACCAACCAGAUCCCUCGGCAGGUCCCAGAGCAGCGUUGGUACAUGAACAAGUUUGUAGGAAUCCUGAUGGCUGGGAUCCUGCCAUUUGGCGCCAUGUUCAUUGAGCUCUUCUUCAUUUUCAGCGCCAUCUGGGAGAAUCAGUUCUAUUACCUCUUUGGCUUCCUGUUUCUGGUCUUCAUCAUCCUGGUGGUGUCCUGCUCUCAGAUCAGCAUUGUCAUGGUUUAUUUCCAGCUCUGUGCAGAGGACUACAGGUGGUGGUGGAGAACUUUCCUGGUUUCAGGAGGCUCGGCGUUCUACGUCCUCAUUUACGCCAUCUUCUACUUUGUCAACAAGCUGGACAUUGUGGAGUUCAUCCCCUCCCUCCUGUACUUCGGUUAUACGACCCUGAUGGUCCUGUCCUUCUGGCUGCUAACGGGCACAAUCGGCUUCUACGCAGCUUACAUGUUCAUCAGGAAAAUCUAUGCUGCAGUCAAGAUCGACUGAGUCGUCACUGUCGCUGCUGUUCUCGUUGUUUUUGGUUUGUCUUUUUUUUUUUCUCGUCGCGUUCUGUUUUUUUUUAAUGUAUAUAUUUUUUUAUUCUUCAUGUCCAACAAGCACUGACUUGUGUGUGGAGGGAAGGAGAGGGGUGCUUUUUACGGCGAAACAGCCCCACCCACUGGCCUCAUGGGGGAAGAACAGCGAAACCAGCUGUCUCUCUCCCCUCUCUCUCUCUCUCUCUCUCUCUCUCUCUCUCUCUCCCUCCCUCUCUCUCUCUCUCCCUCUCCCUCUCACUCUCACUCCUACCCCCUCUCUACUCUUUCCAGGACAGAGACUUAGAGGGAUUGUCCUCUGAUGGGACAGUUAAUGUCUCCUGCUGUUUUCACCUUGCACACAACACAGUGGGCCAAAGCUUGUUUAACGAUGGUUUCUGCACAUUUUUGUUUUUUUUUUUCAUUUGUGUUUUGAGUCUAACUUAUCCAGGUUUUUAUUUUUGUCAUCACAGGAUUUAUCUUUGACCUUUUUUUUCUUCAAAUCAUCUUCUUAUCUAAUUUCUUUACAUAAAUUUUUCCAUAGUUGCUGUUUUCAAAUGUCACUUUGGUUUUAUUGGAGAGACUUUGGAGA